AGCGAAGAGCUACUGUGUAAUUGCGAAGAUCAUACUGGUAGUGGUGGUGUGCUGGAAGAAGCAAGUGUUUCGAUAGGACUGGCUUGCUCCUGUGCUUAACUAGUAAUAACAUUUUACCUAUACAUCUCUCAGGUUCGCCGCUGAACUCACAGUUGUUUAAUGCUCGCGUUAUAUGUGUUAGUUACUGCAUGUAUCGCAAAUUAGCUUACGAGGUGACCGCAGCGUUGUCUGUGCAGCAUCUUUGAACAUAAUUGGAGCACGAAAUUACGAUGCCAUCCCCGAUGGAGGGAUCUUCCAGAGAAGGUGACCUGUUAACUGUGAAACAUGAGCUGAAAAAUGCUAACCUGACAGGCCACGUAGAGAGGGUGGGCAUUGAAAACUUUGAGCUACUAAAGGUGCUAGGCACAGGAGCAUACGGCAAGGUGUUCCUGGUGAGGAAAGUGAGCGGUCAUGAUGCAGGGAAACUGUAUGCCAUGAAGGUUUUGAAGAAGGCCACUAUUGUACAAAAGGCAAAGACUGCUGAACAUACACGGUCAGAGCGGCAAGUGUUGGAGCACAUCCGCGAGUCUCCAUUCCUCGUUACUCUUCACUAUGCCUUCCAGACAGAUACCAGGCUGCACCUCAUUCUUGAUUAUGUGAACGGAGGUGAGCUUUUCACACACUUGGUGCAAAGGGUGCGGUUUAAGGAGCAAGAAGUAUCCCUGUACAGUGGAGAGAUUGUUCUGGCACUAGAGCAUCUACACAAGCUUGGGAUUGUCUAUCGGGACCUGAAACUUGAGAAUAUUUUACUGGACUCAAAUGGUCAUAUAGUUCUCACAGAUUUUGGCCUUAGUAAAGAAUUUGAUGAGGUAGAACGAGCUUUCUCUGUUUGUGGCACCAUUGAAUAUAUGGCUCCAGAAAUUGUGGAAGGAGGAGAGUCUGGACAUGACAAGGCAGUGGACUGGUGGAGCCUCGGCGUGUUGAUGUAUGAGCUUUUGACUGGCGGAUCACCCUUCACCGUUGAUGGAGAUGAGAACUCGCACACAGACAUUGCCAAGAGGAUUGCAAAGAAGGAUCCUCCUUUCCCCAAAGAUAUGGGACCACUGGCCAGAGACAUCAUUCAGCGACUCCUCAUCAAAGAUCCAAAGAAGAGAUUAGGCUCAGGUCCUAAUGGAGCAGAGAAUGUAAAGAAACACCCGUUCUACCAGAAAAUUAACUGGGAGGACUUGGCAGCUAAGAAGGUGCCCGCCCCAUUCAAGCCAGUGAUUCGAGACGAGCUGGAUGUCAGCAACUUUGCAGAUGAGUUCACAGAGAUGGACCCCACCUACUCGCCCGCAGCUCUACCUCAGAAUUGUGACCGCAUCUUCCAGGGCUACUCUUUCAUGGCCCCCUCAAUCCUCUUCAAGAGGAAUGUGGUGAUGGACGACCCUGUCCAGAUGUGUGGGGACUCUGAGAGACCGGGCUCUGCUGCGGUGGCCCGCAGCGCCAUGAUGAAGGACUCACCUUUCUAUGUGAGUUAUGAGAUGGACCUAAAGGACAGUGCUCUGGGAGAGGGAAGCUUCUCCAUCUGCAGACAGUGCACACACAAGAAGACUGGACAGAAAUACGCAGUCAAGAUUGUCAGCAAGAGGAUGGAGGCACAGACUCAGCGUGAAAUAGCAGCUCUGAAACUCUGUGAUGGCCACCCUAACAUUGUCAAGUUGCAUGAAAUUUAUCAUGACCAGCUCCACACGUACCUGGUUCUGGAGUUGCUUGGUGGAGGAGAGCUGCUGGAAAGGAUCCGCAGGAAGCAACAUUUCAGUGAAACAGAGGCCAGCCACAUCAUGCGCAAACUAGUGUCUGCAGUCAGUCACAUGCAUGACGUAGGAGUGGUGCACAGGGACCUUAAACCGGAGAACCUGCUCUUCACAGAUGAGAGUGAGGACUCUGAGAUAAAAAUCAUAGACUUUGGCUUUGCUCACCUCAAACCACCAGACAAUCAGCUCCUGAAGACUCCCUGCUUCACCCUGCAGUAUGCUGCACCAGAGAUACUCAAAUACGAUGGCUACGACGAGUCCUGUGACCUGUGGAGUCUGGGCGUCAUUCUGUAUACCAUGCUGUCUGGUCAGGUGCCUUUCCAGUGUCAGGAGAAGAGCCUGACCCACACUAGUGCUGAGGAAAUUAUGAAGAAAAUCAAACAAGGAGACUUCUCUUUUGAAGGAGAAGCCUGGAGAAACGUAUCCCAGCAGGCCAAGGACCUGAUACAAGAGCUGCUGACAGUGGACCCAAGCAAGAGGAUUAAGAUGUGUGGCCUCCGUUACAAUGCCUGGCUUCAGGACGACAGCCAACUGUCCUCAAACCCCCUCAUGACCCCGGACAUUCUCGGCUCCUCCACCGCCUCUGUCCACACCUGUGUCAAAGCUACCUUUAAUGCAUUUAACAAAUGUAAGCGGGAAGGUUUCCGCCUGCAGACGGUGGACAAGGCACCACUAGCCAAAAGGAGGAAGAUGAAGAAGACAAGUACCAGCACAGAGACCCGCAGCAGUUCUAGUGAGAGCACCCAUUCCUCAUCCUCCUCCUCCCAGUCUCAGGAGAAGACUUUUCCAGAGGGUGAGGCCAACCCGCAGCCGUCCAGCAGCACUCCUCUCACCACCCCUGUGGUUCUGGAAACAGACUCUGAGCACCAACCAGCGCCUCCAGCCUUUCAUUUCUCAGAAGGACAGUGAGAGGAAAAGGGACAUUCAGUCAGUUCCAUGAAUCACAGGAAGUCUCGGACCAGUGUAGAAACAGCCCUCUCCUCUCUCUGUCCCUGGCAGCUCUCUGCCUCUGGCUUAAUUGCAUGGGUGUCUGCACAUCUCCUAAAACAAGCAUGCAGCGGGAGCAGUAACCGUCACCUUAAUAUCAGUCAAUCAGUCCUCACUAGCAAUAGCCUAUCCCCUUCUCUCUCUCUCUCUCUUCUCUUUCUCUCUCUUUCUCACUCUCUUCUCUUUCUCACUUUCACACACAGACUGUAUCAAUCAGGGACUGGACCAAGAAGAUGUUGUCACUGGUGUCCAAAACAAAAAGGGCUGCCCUACUGCCCCAGGUACAGACAGACAAUGAAGUGACACCUUAACUUGUUCUGUCCACUCCAUUUGCCUGUCUUUGUCCAUGCCUUCAGAGGCUUUAAAUGGAACGUCGCCAUGUUUACACCAUGAACGCUUUGUAUUUUUUGUCAAAGGGAGAGAAGACAUGCAACACGCUGCAGCGUAACGUACCGUGGGUCCACAUCUCUUUUGCAAGAAGGAGCAGGGUAUUUAUAUGUGAAUUUUACAGACUGAAAUGUAUUUAUGAUAAGCUAUAUUGUUAAUUUAUUUAUGGUUCAGACUGAUCUGAAAAGAAACAAUGGUAUCAGUGAAUCUUAAAAAAGAUAUUUUGUGUACACGUGUGUUUCUCCUUGUCAGCUCAAAAGAUUUUCAUGUAGUCAGAUGGUUGUUCAUACGUCUUUGUAGUCACCAUAGGCAUUAAUGCUUCUAGUCUGUUCUUGAGGUACAGCUAUGUGGACAUUGUCAUUUUAUUAUAGGCAAGAAGAGAUUAACACAGUUAGCUACUGGUUAAUGCUUUAGAACCAGUUUGCUGGAUUUGUGAAAGACUUUUUAAAUUAUUUGUGGAGGCUGGUGAGUUUUGGGACUGAACUGCAGCUGUAUCCAGUGGUCGAAAAAGUCAGACCCUAGUUUAUAAGGCUUAAAGAAGCAAAACUGUAAACAUCUUUUUGUAGAAAGACCCAAAUGUGGAUGUAGUAUGUUCAGCCAAAUUUGUGGUGUUAUUGUUGUAUGGGGAGUACUGCUGCCUCAGAUGAUGUGACUACAAAAACGGCUCUAUUUUGCCUGUAAUGUGAGAGUAUGGCCACUUAAAGACUCAGCACUACUCCUGUUGCACAUGGCCUAAUCUUCAAGUGAGUAUUUAGCCCAGCAGUGGAUUUGCCUUGUAUAGUGUAAGACUUAAUUGUGUCAUUGUCACUACGACCAAUUGGACUGAGCAGAACGGAACAUCCAGAUCAGCUUAGUGCGAGGUGAAUGCAUCAGGAAGUUCCAGGUUGCUUUUUGAGAUCCCAAAGGGCAACUUUAAGUAGCUUCCUUUGCAGAUAAAACCAGAUACAAUUAUUUUAAAGUGGAUAUGUUUAUGUGCCAAAAAUACCAUUAAAUCAGGUGAGGGUCAGGUUUAAACUGUGGUGAGGUGAGGUGGGUGAUACACAAGGACAUUUUAAGGCAAUAUUGUUAAAAAAAAAAAAAAA
This is a messenger RNA of Monopterus albus (swamp eel), 4231 nucleotides long. It is a transcript of the gene rps6ka5, whose product is annotated as ribosomal protein S6 kinase, polypeptide 5. Gene Ontology annotation, biological process: protein phosphorylation; intracellular signal transduction. The transcript has 17 exons. Gene Ontology annotation, molecular function: magnesium ion binding; ATP binding; protein serine/threonine kinase activity. The record is from RefSeq and is a predicted model, not a curated record. NCBI's taxonomy places the organism in Eukaryota, Metazoa, Chordata, Actinopteri, Synbranchiformes, Synbranchidae. Bases 270 to 2684 code for a protein of 804 amino acids.